AUGUCGUUGCCUAGCUAUGUACAACAAGAACUCCGCAAUGUUGCGUCUGUCUUGUGUAGAGAGUUGGUUAUGGCCAACAAAGGGGAAGGAAUGAAGCAACAGUCUCAAGAAGACUUAAUGUUCAACACAUUUCACGGUAGCCCAGCCCAUAUAUCGAACAUCCAAUCCAUGUUGAAAGGCAAUGAACCAUAUACAGAGAUGUUCUACAAGCUUGGAAUGGAGAGCAAUCGAGAAGGCAAUGCAGCAAGAGGAGCAGAUGGUGUGGACUAUAUGCUCGAGUUGAAGGGAACACUCCAUCUUCAACCAGACAAGCGUCUUAUUGUCCAUGAGUGUGGAUUUACAGAAAAAGCCAUUUGCGAGGAUGGCAAAGGAAGCAAGCUGACUGCAAGGAACAUCUAUGACAGAGCACGCAGCUGCAUUGCCAACUACCGAAUUGCACUAGUUUUCUACAAAGAAUACUCAGGAACCAUGGAACCUGGUGUCAAUCCGUCUGGACAGAACUUCGAUGAUAUGAUAGUUGCAAAAGAAUCGAGGAAGCAAGUUCGAGAGGAAGAAGCACAGCAACGAGACCACGAGCGAGCUGCUAAUGUUGGUGGUGACGACAUAUUCAAGAGAGGAGUCCCCGUACACGAAAAGAAGAUGGCAUACCAGAUGGCAUCAACAGCUCAUGUUCAUGCCCAGAAGAAUGCAAGAGAUCUGUUGGCCAUUGCGAAUGCUGAUCAUGCAGCUACAUCCAAGGAAUUCUUUGAGGUUGUCAAGCUGUUGAAGGAAUCUACGUCCGAGGAGGAAAAAGAAACAUACAAAGAGUGGAAAGAACAGCUUGCGAAAGACCUUGGCGGCAUACGCAAGAGGAAGAGACAGUUGCAAGAAAAAUGCGACAGUCUCAUGAAGGUUUCGAAGCAAGAGAGUGCAAUGGCAAAUGACUACUUUGGACGGGUAUCGAAUGUGGUGAAGGCAACGUCGCCAGUUCCACAACCAAGUCCAUUGACAGUGGACACUGCUGUAGCUUCCCACCCUGCCAUCAACAAGACCAGUGAGGAAUACCAAUCGCAUUGUUCUCAACUUGCACAAUCCCAGGCAUCGGAAGCUUCCUCGGAAAUGUCAGGACGUCUCAUGCAGUAUCGAGAGCAGCAGUUUCUCUUGCACUGGAAACGAAAAACUCUGCCAAACAAUGAAUUUGCUCUGUAG
This is a messenger RNA of Seminavis robusta, 1188 nucleotides long. NCBI's taxonomy places the organism in Eukaryota, Bacillariophyta, Bacillariophyceae, Naviculales, Naviculaceae. The record is from the annotation of a GenBank genome assembly.